AUGGUUGUCACUGAAUUCCUGAACAGACUGGACAGGAUUCUGCGCACCGACAGAGAGAUUCCAAACCCUGAUGAUGAGCUGUUCAACUGGUCCCUGGAAUGUAAGCAUGCGAAUUGUGUACACCCAAUUAACCUUGCUCGGCUGGCUGCCACACUGCUGUCUACAGAACUACUUUGUCCCCGCACUGACAAUCGGCUGGUGUCGUGGCACAAGACCUUCGCUUACUCAAGUCAGAUUCUCCUUGCUAGACGUCUGUACAGAAGUACCGACAUGUUGUCUCGAGAUCACCUCGCGAUGUUUGUGUCUUACCCAGCGGGGCCUCAAUACCAACAGAUGCUGUUGGGGGGCACAGAGAAGUAUGAAGGUCAAGGACUCCUCACGCUGUUCACCUUCCUCAUAAUUGUUUUCAACGUGCUGUUGAUACUCCUCAUCACCAUCUCCCCGGUCCUCAGGCAGUCUACCAAACACCUUCUCAUCCUGAAUGUUGCUGUUGGAGACCUCCUCAUGGGGCUUCUGGUGUGUCCACUCCUUCUGGACGUCACCUUCAGGCAUGACUGGAUCUUCUCCUGCCAUACCUUCAACACCUUGACGCUGUUCCGGACGUCCCUAGUCCCGUCAGUCACGUGUCUCGGCCUCUUCCUCAUCAACGUCUUCUACAUCCACAGAAUCACGUCACACCACCAUUACGCUCCUAACAAAGCCGAGGUCAUCAUGCCAAUGGUUCUUGGUUUCGUUAUCUGGCUACUGUCCAUAAUAACACUUGUGCCACUGCACUUUGGAGCCACUUCCCCCCGUAACUCAUCUGUGCUUACAUGUACCAGGGUUGUGAGGGAUGAAACAUCGGCCCACCUGUACGUGAUUUUCAGUUACUUCCCACAGUUAUUAUGCAUCUUAGCAUCAACCAUCAUGAUGGUGUAUGUCCAUCUUCCUGGAUACCUGUCCCGAAAUCUGCUGUUCUAUGGUGAGCACAUCCAGGUACCUCUUGACGCCAUUUCGGCAAUCUUCAUCACUGUCGCCUUGUACACGCCAUACUUCGUCCUGGAGUUUGCUACCAUCUCCUACCCCUGUCCUACCCAUCAGAAGUGUGUCCAGCUGCACAUGAUUAGCCAGCUGACAAUGUGGCUUGUCCUUGCGAAGUCCUUCCUUGUCCCACUCUGUUGGCUGUGCUGUAGAGAGGUCCGUCGGGCACUCAAGUGCCUGUGUUGUGGUUGACUUGUAUGUAGUCUUUAAUAGGCGUUUAGAAGAAGGGAAAACAUGACACUUUAUUAUGGAUAACAACUUCUUUUAUUCUUUGUAACAACGUUUCUGAGCUUCAACUUGCCACUUCAUCCGGUGAAUGAAAGAUGAAGGGACAAGUUCAAGCUCUGAAACGUUGUUCCAAAGGUGAGGUGAAAUUGGGUUUAAGGUGGCGUCCAAGAUUAUUGCACUAAUAUAGCGACGUGCAUGCACGUGUGUGUGUGUCUGCUUGUACAAGUCCGAACUGAUGCCGA
Messenger RNA from Haliotis rufescens (red abalone), 1490 nucleotides. Its product is annotated as histamine H2 receptor-like. Gene Ontology annotation, cellular component: membrane. NCBI's taxonomy places the organism in Eukaryota, Metazoa, Mollusca, Gastropoda, Lepetellida, Haliotidae. The record is from RefSeq and is a predicted model, not a curated record. Bases 1 to 1212 code for a protein of 403 amino acids. The transcript has 3 exons. Gene Ontology annotation, molecular function: G protein-coupled receptor activity.